Molecule: messenger RNA, 1491 nt
Organism: Saprolegnia parasitica CBS 223.65
Lineage: Eukaryota; Oomycota; Saprolegniomycetes; Saprolegniales; Saprolegniaceae
Exons: 6
Coding region: 1-1491 (496 amino acids)
Biological process (GO): protein ubiquitination; Ras protein signal transduction
Cellular component (GO): cytoplasm
Molecular function (GO): ubiquitin protein ligase activity; zinc ion binding; nucleic acid binding
Source: RefSeq, a predicted model, not a curated record
AUGGCGACCUUCCAUGUGCGACUCAACAUGGGCGACGAGGUCGCGGACGCCGAGGACGAUGGCGGCAGUACGACGACGAUGGCCUUCGAGGUCGGGAACCCCCGCGUCGAGGUGCUCACGGGCCACUUGCGCCUCUUCCGGUCCAUGCCACAUCCUCAUCCGCGCCACGAAGAGACCAAGGACGACGACAACGACGCGAGCGACCAGUGGCUGCAUCUCUCGACGAAUGCCAUCCUCGAGAUGAACCUGACGCUGCUCGGCUUUGUGAGCCUCCCGCUCCAUGUCGGGCCGCUCGAGCUUCUGGAGUUUACCCAAGCGUUCCGCGACGAGAUCGUGCUCAUGCGCCUGCUCCGCGACGCCAACCCGCGCCACCCGACGCGCAUGGCGCUCGUCCAGUUUGCGAGCGCCGCCAAGGCCGCCCAGUUUUACGAAGCGUUUAACGGCACGCGCUUCAACUCGAUCGAGCCCGAGCGCUGCAAGCUCGUCUUCGUCCGCUGCAUCGAGUUUCUCCGGACGCAUCAUCCAAGCGCCGGACCGCUUUCGCGCGUCAACGGUCACCUCGUGGCCAACGGCAUGCUCCCGGCCUUCAACAACGACGAAUUGCGCUGCGAUGCGCCCGAUGGCCACGUCGAGAUCCCAACGUGCCCCGUGUGCUUGGACCGCCUCGAUACGUCGGUCUCGGGCGUCCUCACGACGCUGUGCAACCACACGUUCCACUGCGACUGCCUCUUUGGCUGGGAAGGCUCGAGCUGCCCCGUGUGCCGGUACAGCCACGGCGACAUGGUCUCGACGUGCGAGGUCUGCGAGACCACCGAGCAUCUUUGGAUCUGCUUGAUUUGCGGCCACAUUGGCUGCGGCCGGUACUCGAACGAACAUGCUAAAAAGCACUACCAAGAAACCAUGCACACGUACUCGCUCGAGCUUGAGACGCAGCGUGUGUGGGACUACGCAGGCGACGGGUAUGUGCAUCGGCUCAUCAUGAACAAGCAAGACGGCAAGUGCGUCGAGUUCCCGAAUCCAAACGCGCACGCGUCCAUGGCCGGCGACGACGACGUGAGCGACGAGCACAUCAAGCUCGAGAAGCUGGCGGCCGAAUACAACCACCUCCUCACAAGCCAGCUCGAGGAGCAGCGGCUCUACUACGAGCGGCGCAUGGGCGAUGCGUCCGAGCGCCGUGCCCUCGACCACGAGCGCAAGGCGCUCAAGCGGCAGAACGAAGCGCUCGCGAAGAAGACGUCGCAGCUUGAAGACGAGCUCUUGUUUGUGCGCGAGCUCAACAAGUCCCUCAUCGAGAACCAAGCGAGCUGGAAGGAGCGCGUCAAGAUCGCCGAAGACAAAGUGCAGACGCUCGAGCGCAGCACGCAGGCGCGCGUCGACGACCUCGAGUCGCAGAUCAAAGACCUCAUGCGCGAGAUCCAAGACGGGUCCAUCUCGGUGCUGGCGCCCGACGAAUCCAAGCCCAAGGCCAAGCGAAGUGCCAAGAAGCGCUGA